Molecule: messenger RNA, 1704 nt
Organism: Strongylocentrotus purpuratus (purple sea urchin)
Lineage: Eukaryota; Metazoa; Echinodermata; Echinoidea; Camarodonta; Strongylocentrotidae
Product: 5-hydroxytryptamine receptor 7-like
Exons: 5
Coding region: 284-1594 (436 amino acids)
Biological process (GO): G protein-coupled receptor signaling pathway
Cellular component (GO): membrane
Molecular function (GO): peptide binding; G protein-coupled receptor activity
Source: RefSeq, a predicted model, not a curated record
AGCUUAUAGUAACUAUGACAUCGCGUCCAUGUAUGAAGAACGUCAUUCGCGAAAUAGAUUCUGCCUUGACAGGACGUGUAGAGAGAGACAGUGCGAUGGUAAAGACAUUAAAUUCUUCUUCGACGCCUGCACAGCAUCAAGUUAUUUCAAAAUCCGCAUUCCUGAAUUCAAUACUAGUUGCUUCAAGAGGGAAAUCAAAUAAUUGCAUCAUUAGUUUUGACUGAUUGAAUCUUCGAUUACACGAAACAGAUUAUAGGCAGCACAUCGGUGUUUUGGGGUAAAAAUGUCGACGAUUCUAACUCCUCCAUCCGACAUGGAGCUAAACACAAGUUUUACGACGAUGAUGGGAGACUUCGAAGAUGUCGAGAAUGCUUCGAUGUCGCCAUACGAUCGAGGUCUGAGUGUUGAUCACGCCCCGUCAUCAGCUGUAGCCAUCAUUGAGGGAAUCACUAUGGUACUCAUUUUUGUUGGGGCGCUCUUUGCAAAUCUGAUGGCAAUGACCACUAUUCUGACGGAUAAAGUAUUGAGAAAGAACUUUCACAACCUCCUGAUUCUGAAUCUAAUUAUCGUGGAUCUGGGCGUAACCAUAACGAGUAUGAGCUUCUCUAUCUGGUCUAUCUAUGAUGACGGUUACCUGCUAUUGCAUAGUGAUAUCCUAUGUUCGAUCAAUGGUUUCGGCGCCGUUCUUUUCACCUUCGCCAACUUCACGACGAUCCUGGCCAUCUCUCUGGACCGCUACCUGACCAUAGUGUGGUCCACCAGGUUCCCUCCUACCAAGUGUCGUGCCAUUGGUUUCAUCAUCUUCUGUUGGUUUCUACCCAUCCUCAAUGUCCUUCCUCCAGCCUUUGAGUUCCUCUCCGAUUUUAAUUACCAUCCUGACACACAUCACUGCUCACCUAAGUGGGAGGAUUGUCUCUAUUUCAUCAUCUGGUUUACUUUCAUCUUUGGUGUAACUGUUCCUAUCAUGGCCUUUUCAUACAUUGCUGUUAUCUGGACUAUCAGACGACAGGAACUUCAGCUAAGGUCUCAUGCUGCUUUCAAGAAAGGCAAAAACAGCAACAGCAAGCAGACGAGUGACGGCGGAGUGAUCAAUGUUUCGAUGGACAUCGUAAGCAAUGAUCAACCAGAAGGCUCCUCCGCUGAUUGGCCCAAGUCUUCGGACGAUAUCGGAACUACUGAUUAUGACGUCACAGAAGACGAGGGGGCGAGUGGUGGAGUUGGGAUAAAGGAUCACGUGAUCGCCAAGCCACAGAGAAAGAAGAAGAAAAGGCAGCAGCUACUCUCCAAGCUAGACAAACUCAGUGCGGACAAACGGGUAGCAUUGACAGGUAUUCUUCUAGUGAUGACAACCAUCGUUUGUUGGACACCAUACUUCAUCAUUCAUUCUUGUUUCAUACCAAUCAAUCCAUCUCAUUGGUUAGGCGUGGUUAGUAUGUGGUUAGGUUAUUCAAACUCGUUGCUCGAUCCGCUCGUUUAUUCGUUCAUGAAUCGACGCGUGCGCGCUAGAUAUCGCGCGCUGAUUGGUUAUCGCAUUGACUGGAAGUCCUUACGCAGCCGAUUGGCUAGUAUCUUUCGGAGGGGCGGAGCACAGUGAUAAACAAACGAGCAUUAGGCAUUUAAAUACAAAAGAUGUUGUAUUGCCCUUUGCGACCGACCCCAAAAUCUUGAAAUCUACGGUCGGCUUUUUAAAAACCAUUUCAAGCA